Messenger RNA from Cinara cedri, 3513 nucleotides. NCBI's taxonomy places the organism in Eukaryota, Metazoa, Arthropoda, Insecta, Hemiptera, Aphididae. The record is from the annotation of a GenBank genome assembly.
AUUUUAAAUGAAUAAAUUCAUAACAUAACCUGUAAGACAAUUUCUAGUUUUUGGUUCUUUUACUUUUCACGUACACGUUUUAGUGCCGAGUUUUUGGAGAAUUCAUUUUUUUUAAAUUGUAUUAUAAAGUAAGUAUAAUUAUAUUUUAUUAAAUUAAAUGUAUUCACGUUUUUGUUCUUUUUAAUUUUUAAGUGUUUUAGUGAUUUAUCACAUAGUUUAAAUAAUUUCGAGAUAUUCUAAACUUAAAACAUUUUGUUUUACUGGGUGCACACUAUUGAUAGUUUAGAAAUUAAAUAAUUUGUAAAAAUAACAAAACAUCCACCUAGUUUAAAUUAAAAUUACUAUAUUAUUAAUAACUUGAUUAAGUUAAAUUUUGUAUGGUUAAUUCAAUGCUCAACUAUGCAGUUGGUGGGGUUCAUAAUAUUAUUCUUACACUUUUCAAUUUAUUAUUAAUUAUAUUUAUUUUUUUUGCUGGCUUUUAAAUAUAUCCUAGAGUAUAAUUUAUUGGUACAUUAUCAGAAAUUGUGUUCUCAUUUCAAUGUUUUAAGUAACAACAUUAACUAAACAUACAUAGAUUUAUGAUGAAAUUUAAACGAUCCUAAGUUAAGUAGUAUUUAUAACAUGAAUGUGAUAAUGACAUUAAAUCAUUCCAGACUGAAUAUCGUGUUGAAGUUUUAUUCAGAUAUUAAGAACAAAAAUAAAAAACGUGUGCCCCAUUUCUGUAGUAAUAUAUAUAACUAAACAGAUUUCAAUCAAAUUAAAUUUGUUUUUUUAAAUUAAGAAUUUAUGUAGUUGAUAUUUAAUAAUAAUUUUAUUAUAUUUUCAGAUAAUACUUAAACAUGACUAACUCAAAAGGUUACAGGCAUGGUACUCGGGAUUUGUUCUCCCGAAAGUUCCGCAGACAUGGUAUCAUUCCUUUGUCUACGUACAUGAAAGUGUAUAAAGUUGGCGACAGAGUUGAUAUCAAGGUAUACCUAUACUAAAUUUUUUUUAAGUACUUUAUGAUAUCUAAGUACCUACAAUAAUUAUUAUUAUAUUCUGUUUACUAAAUUUCUAAUAUAUUUUUAGGGAAAUGGAGCAGUACAAAAGGGUAUGCCUUACAAAGUAUAUCACGGUAAAACUGGACGAGUAUUCAAUGUAUCCAAACACGCUCUUGGAGUAAUUGUUAACAAGCGGGUUCGCAACCGUAUUAUUGCAAAGAGGUAAAAUAAAAAAAAACUAUCUGGUUAUUUAUAAAGUUAUUAUUUAAAUAAUUUUAUUUAUUUAUUUAAAUUGACUUUUUUAAAUAAGUUUUUACUAUAACAAUAUAGUUAAUGAUUUUAUAUUGCCCCAGACUGAAUAUCUUGUUGAAGGUUUUAUCUGAAUGAUUGAAAUUUACUAAAGUUUAUUUCUUUCAAAUUAUUAAUGUGUUAAUGUAGAUAAUAUUUGUAUGAUGAUUUUAUACCGCCCCAGACUGAAUGUCAUGUUGAAGGUUUAAUCUGAUAUUGUAGUUUUAAAAUAAUAAUUAUUUCUUUCAAAUUAAUUAUAAAUGUACCUAUGUAGUUAAUAUUUUUAUGAUGAUUUUAUACCGCCCCAGACUGAAUAUCUUGUUGAAGGUUUUAUCUGAUAUAUUAUUUUAGUUUUAAAGUAACUAUUAUUUAUAAAUUUGGAAGUGUGUUAAAUACUUUUUAGUGUAUAUACAUAGUUAUGAUGAUUUUAUACCGCCCCAGGCUGAAUAUCAUGUUGAAGGUUUUAUCUGAAUGAUUGAAGUUCACUUAAAUUUAUUUCUUUUUUUCAAAUUAUUAAUGUGUUAAUGUAGAUAAUAUUUGUAUGAUGAUUUUAUACCGCCCCAGACUGAAUAUCUUGUUGAAGGUUUUAUCUGAUAUAUUAUUUUAGUUUUAAAAUAACUAUUAUUUAUAUAGUUGGAAGUGUGUUAAAUACUUUUUAGUGUAUUUACCUAAUUGUGAUGAUUUUAUACUGCCCCAGACUGAAUAUCAUGUUGAAAGUUUAAUCUGAAUAUUUGUUAGUCUACAUUUUCUUUUUUAUUAUAGAUUUACAACAUUUCUAGUAAUUAAUAUUAUGAUUAUGUUAUAUCAUCCCAGACUGAAUGUUAUGUUGAAGGUACAACUUGAUGUAUAAAAAAUGUUAAAUAAUAUAGUUUUGUUGUGUUGUUAUGUUAUAUUGUAGAUUAUACUGAAACAUGAAUAUAAUAUCAUCUGUUUACUUAAAUUGUAUUAAUAUUUUGUCGCAAAUAAUUUAAAUUUAGAAUUGAUAUAAUACUGUAUAUUUUUUUAAGUAAUUUUAGAACUAUAACUUAAUAAGUACAGUAAAUACCAUUUGAUGUAAUUAUCGUUUAACUGAAGAUUUAACUGUCUAAAUGCAGCUGAACUUCAUUUGAAUAAUUUUGUUAUUAAUUAAAUCCAUUUAUUGUAAAAUUGAAUCAUCAAAACUAUAAUGUUACUAAAUUUAUACUUUUUCUUUACUCUACAUUUUAUAUUUAAAUCAAUUAUACAAUUAUUUUAUUAUGAGUUGAAAAAAUGUAUGGUUUAUAAAAUAUAUGAAUUUUGGAUUUAUUUAUUUAAUAAAUAUAUUAUUUAUGUUUUGUUAAUAAUUACUAUUUCGGUACUUUCUUUUAGAAUAAACAUUCGUAUUGAACACGUCAACCCUUCGAAAUGUCGUGAUGAUUUUGUGAAACGUGUAAAAGAAAACGAAGCUAAAGUUAUUGAAGCAAAAAGGAAGGGAGUUCGAGUUUGCCUUAAACGGAAAGUAAGUUUAAAAUAAUUAUUUUAUUAUUUUAUGCUUAAAUAUUCAAUUGGUAUGAUAAAAUUUAAAACUCAUAAAAUACUAAAAAAAAAAUUGUACUUUUAUACAUUUUCCCAAUGCAAUUACUUUUUAAUAAUUAAUUAAAUGUAGUUUAAUGGUCACCCAAUACUAUUGUCCUGAGAUUUCUAAAAAAUUUCAAAAGUACAAGCAAUUAUUUAUAUUAAAUGCCUGAGCGAUCUGUUAUAAUCAAUCAUUCCCAUUUCUCAUUGAGGUUGUCGUUAAGUUAAACAAUUUUUUUAAAUAAUUUAAUAAAUGUUUGUUACUUGAUUAUUUGUGUAUAUUGCAUUUAGUAUUAUGAUUUUGUGGCCUGUCUAAAUAUAUAUUUUCUUGAACUAAUUCAAAAUAUAAACUUAAAACUUUUAUUAGUUUGUGUAUUAAUUUUAAAUGAUUAUUUUUUUUAGCCUCAAGGACCCCGCCCAGGACACAUAGUAAGAGGAACGGAUCCAAUUAACUUAGCUCCUCUACCUUAUGAAUUCAUUGCUUAAUUUGCUGGUGUUUAUUAAAAUAUAUACAUGUACAAUUACUUUAAACCCAUUUACAGUGUUUACUUUUUUUAAUAAUUCUAUAAAAUCCUGGAUUGACAUUUCCUCUGUACAAAUGCUCUAAAUCUUUCAAAAGGUUAUUACAUGACAUUGACAGCCUUAUUCAACAUUUAUAUUCACAGCUAGUUAAAAAUUUUCCUUCUCAAACUGAGGAAUUUUGCUUAUUCCG